Necator americanus (New World hookworm) is the source of this 588-nucleotide messenger RNA. RefSeq lists its product as uncharacterized. The record is from RefSeq and is a predicted model, not a curated record. The transcript is spliced from 5 exons. The coding region runs from base 1 to 588 and encodes 195 amino acids. Lineage: Eukaryota; Metazoa; Nematoda; Chromadorea; Rhabditida; Ancylostomatidae.
AUGUUAUCGCUUUCGGCUUAUAGGGACCUGAACGUGCUGACGCUUGUAGCGGACUCAGCAGCUCAGGAAAACCUUACACCCACACCAGUCGACCUGAAUAAGAUUCUCAUGCCGCUAGGAGAGACCUAUGCCGAUGUCCUCUGCGACGCAGAGAGGAGUGUUCUCAUAAGUGACGAAGCGUCCCAGAUCCCAGAACCGGCGUUGGCGGCGUUCGUGAACCUUUUGCCUAGGGUACAGCAGGUCUAUAUCGGCGACAUUCAUCAGCUCGAGCCGCACGCGAAGUGUCAUCACUGUUGGGCUGGAAAUCUUUUAUGGAAUACCAGAUCGACGACACAGGCAGUCGUAGCAUUUGAACUCUCAGAGCGUAUCUUCACCGCCUUCGCAGGCUUCAUGGCUUUACGUGGGUUUCCGCAGUUGGGGAGCAUUCGCGAAAAAAUCAACGGAAGUCUGUUUACCGUUCCCUCACAAUCCAAAGGGGAUACCGCUAUUGCUGUUGCCGCUCAAGACCUAGGUCCAUGGAAUGACGAGAAACAUCGUAUUCGUCGGGUUCGCAUCGAUCGGGGUGACACGCAGCGUCUCAAAGCUUAA